CAGGUGCGGCGACAGGAAGUCUACAAAAAUUCCUCCGCGCGUCAUUCGGUCCCAGUGUUUUGAUGCAUAGAUAGAGAGAAAAACGUGGAUUAAAAUGCAUUUGAAACAAAACGCGCACAGCCUCGGAGUGCUGCUCCUCUUUGUUUGUACGUUCACCUCCGUGGGAUGGUGUGACUCCUUCCUAACUCCUCCUGAGGCUCUGCACCGCCUCCAGCCCGGGGCGGCGGCGGCGGACACCGACCUGCACGCGGCCCCUCCGCGUGGUGUUUCGGAGGAGAUGAUGAACACCUCCUCAGGAGGAGCGGGGCAGAAACUUAAGCUGAAGCUGGUCUCCUCUGUCAGGAGCUCGUUCCUCAGGAACCGCUACAGGAGGAGGCACACCGAAGGAGAGUGGUUGUUCGCAGCGCAGACUCCCCCCUCCCUGAACUGCAGCGCGGGGCUCGUCAGUCACGUGGUCCCCGGGAAGUUCUACAUCUCCGGGCAGCUGGAGCAGACCUUCCAGCAGCGGGGUUAUCAGUCCGACUCUGCUGGUUCAGGAAAAACUCGGGGAACCCCGGCCAGGGUCAGAGGUCAGGAGGAGAGCUGGCAGAAGCUGAUGCCGGUUGUGGAGUGUGGAGAGGAGGCCAUGACCCUCACUGUCAGGAGGAGGCGGGCUGUGCAGUUAUUCCUGGACCGAGCAAACGAGUCCUCCGUGGCGUUGUUCCAUCUGCCGCCACACUGCGGUUAUGCAGUCCAGACCAACUGGAGGGACCUCAGCCUGAUGGCUCGGUAUGACGCCUGUCACAUCAGUCUGGAGGAAGGCCGCUACGUGCUGCCUUUGCUCUGGAAGGGAACUCCCAUCAAAGUGUCCUGUCCGGUGUCUCAGCUGAAGCUCCUGGCUGUGCGUCCCUCCUCCCUCUGCUGCUCUCCAUAUGGCAUGACUGUCAGAGUAGAGGAAGUGCUCAACGAGGAGGAGCCGAGCAUAAAUGUGAGGGGAGAGUGGACGCCUCUGGUGCUGCUGGCUGAGCAGUGCGACUACACUCUGGACAAAGAAGAUGGAGAGAUCGUCAUUGCUGUGCCGUUCCUCGCUUGUGGCAUCACAAUAAAGGAUGGGAAAUACACACUUUCUCUCCAAACGGGGCCAAGGAUCUACACGCUGGCCUGUCCCGUCUCCCCGCCUGAAGGUCUUCUCUUCACCCAUCAACCACUGGCUGAUGGCUCUCCCCAGUUUAGCAGGAGGCCAGCUAAACCCCUGCUGGAGUCCCUCGGGCCGAUGUCAUGGAUUCAACCUUUCUACUUGGCUCCCCCUUACUACCCCCACCCGACGUUUCACUCAAACGUUCCUCCUUCUCCGCCAUCGUUUGGUCCUAUUCCCUCUGAUUUAAAUCUGGAGCGCCAUCCUCACCAGAUUUUUCCUGAAGAAGCGUACGAGUCCUUCAGGAGUAACAGACCUUUUUUGUCUGGCGAUCAUAUGAAGGAUUUGACUCAGAAACUUCCAGAUCAAAAGCAAACACCAGAAUCUCCCGUAUUUGAUUCAAACAAACCCAGUGCAGCUGCUGGGGGUUUUCCUUACCAAGUCCAAGUCCAGACUUCUGAUUCUCCAAGUCAUGACUUCAGUCCUUAUUACCAUUUCUACCAUCACCCCAAAAUACCUCUUCCUGGUUCUCAAGACUCCAGUUCUGGACUGGAGUUCUCCACUAACCCCCACGGCUUUAGAUUUCCUGCUGUUUCUGACGUUCAGCAGGGUUACGAUGCUUCUCCACCCAAAACACCCCCCUAUCCUGACACUAUCCCCAUCAAAUAUAAACCUCACCCUCCGUACUCCUCACAUUUCUUUCCAUACUAUUUAUACAACUAUCCCCCCACUGCAAGAGGAGAAGCCAGGAGACUGGGUCUGAUAAAUCCUCACAUGGUUGCAAACGUGUCUUACUUCCACACAUACUAUGACAAAAGCAGCAUAAAUGCUCGCAUUAAGCAGGCAGACACGGACCAAAUAGAGGACUUCAACUCUAAACCAAAUCUGGAUGAGAGACGCGUUUCAUCUGUCACUCCUGCCGCUCAGCCUCCAGUCCCGCAGAGAUACCCCCCCAAACCAAAGCUUGCUGCUGUUCCUCUUCCUGAGCAGUCUUCUGCCCCCUCCGUCUACCACCCUAACCCUUACCAGUACUUCUACCACCCCUUUUACGGCUAUUAUCUCUAUUAUCCCCCUGCAGCUUUGUCUGGUACGGUCAGUCACGUGUCUGCAGGAGCUCCAAAACCUUUUCAACAAGCUUCAUCCUUCCCUAAACAUCCAGCCUCUUCUUCUCCUUCUGCCCCCCUGUUGCUCCCUUACUAUUAUUACUACUUAAAUCAGCCUCAAGUGUCCAAAUACAUCCAGGGACUGUAUUCACCUGGCAGUAAAGAUCCAUCUGGAUCUCCCUUUGCCUCAAGCGCCGACUAUGGUUGGAUAUUUUCUCCUUCAUCUGACAGGAGGAUUCCCAGCGCUCCUCUGGCGCCGCACAAUGCCUUACAAAGCUAUUAUAUGAACCGACAUCCACUAGGACAGCCCAGUGGAUACACCAGAGAAAAGGAGUAUAACCUAAUGAGAGACUAUCUUCUCAGAACCAAUCCAUACUCUCCUGCUGUCCCACUUUGUGCCUUUGGACUCCUGAUGGACUGCACUCACCUAAGCUGCUGCUCACACAUUUUAAAGGACGGCACUCCAGAGCAGUAUUUUGUCUUUGCGGUUCCUGAUUUUGUUCUGGAGCCCUCGCUGCUGUCUGCUGGACACAACACGUCCUGCUCGCCGCAGAGACUGACCUCCGAUCUGGGUAUCUACAUCGUUCCUCUGGACGGCUGUGGAGUGAAAAAGCACAUGCUCGGUCACACAGUGGUUCAUCUUCUGAAAGUCCACGGCAUGGAGUCAUCUAAGGAAGGCAAGGCUGCAGAGAAAUCUCCUGUGAGGAUGACGGUGGGAUGUAGCUCCUCCCCCUACACUCCAGGUGAAGUGAGGUUCCACAUGAUGGAUGAGCCUCCACUUCAGACCCCUCCUCCUCCUGUCACCGUGUUGCUGAAACUUGCAACAGAUGAAUCUUUCACGAGCUUCUACCCUGAAGCUCGCCUCCCUCUGAGCCUCGUGCUGAGUAAGCCGGUUUAUGCCGAGCUGAGCCUGCUGGAACCGUCAGAACCCAGCAUGCUGCUGUUGGUUCACUCCUGUUUGGCUUACACCCUGGCUCCAUAUCUCAGCUGGAUGCUCUUAUACGACGGUUGUCCCAAACAGGGAAUUUCGCAGCUGCUUCCUUCCCCAGACUCCCGCCACAUUAAGAGGAUGAAAAUCACCGUCCUCCCCUCGCUGCCCAUGGGAAGCUCCUCCCACUCUGCUCAGAGGAGGCUUGCUUUGCUGGAGGACCCAGAGGUUUACUUCUUAUGUACGACAGAAGUGUGCUCUGCUGCUUCAGGUGACUGCAGUCUGAGCUGCAACCAGGCCCAACAGUGAUCCGUGAAUAAAGACACUUUUACACAAAUG
Messenger RNA from Oryzias melastigma (Indian medaka), 3484 nucleotides. RefSeq lists its product as uncharacterized. Gene Ontology annotation, molecular function: structural constituent of egg coat; acrosin binding. Gene Ontology annotation, cellular component: egg coat. The transcript has 14 exons. The coding region runs from base 95 to 3454 and encodes 1119 amino acids. The record is from RefSeq and is a predicted model, not a curated record. Gene Ontology annotation, biological process: prevention of polyspermy; binding of sperm to zona pellucida. NCBI's taxonomy places the organism in Eukaryota, Metazoa, Chordata, Actinopteri, Beloniformes, Adrianichthyidae.